GUGUUGUGAAAAUCGUUUGUGCCGACCGAACCAUUGUGCACAAUGUACACUUACAUAUCUGCCUUACUGGCUUGUUGUUGUUGUUGUUGUUGUUGGAAAAAGGUCUAAAUGUUUGGUUGCUCGUCGAUCGGCUACUUCAACUGCCAACAAACGACUGAACGCCGCGUGUGCAUAAACAACACAAAACCAGUGUCAAUGUUCGCCUCAUUAUUUCAAUCCAAUUGGAAUAUUUUCGACGCUACCACAGUCAGAAAGGAAUAAAAUACAAAAAAUAUAUAGAGUAGCAUGACACAAAUUGUUUAAUAUUUUUAUGGUUUUACUUGAGACGGUGAAAUAAAAGCAAAUAAAAAAAAACGAACAAAAACAAAUCGUGCAUUGGUGAUGAAUCGUAGUGGAACAGUAGUAAAAAGGAGUGACCAACCCUCAAAAAUAAUGAUGAAUGUUUAAGGCGGCUAGAACACGCGAACGAUACAUUCAGAAUAAGAAAUAGAAACAUUUGACAUUGAACAUGGAUAACGGUGGUUUUAACUAUAAGCUACCGAAACUACCUGCGAAAAAUGGCGUUAGUUUGACGCGGUCAACGAUGAGCAGUAAUUUCGCCCUCGUCCCAAACACAACGGUGAAUGGCCAUCGAUAUUCCAGUAUCGAAGUGAAUAGUGGUAGCAGUGGCAGUAGUGACCUAAGUACCAAUAGCAGUGGUUGUGAAAUUCGCACAAGAAAUCGGCAUGCAAUUCAGCGACAAGGAAACGUUUCGAUAAAUCCAUACAAUCGAUGGACAGUGAAUUCAUUUGAAACAUCAAACAAAUAUUACGACAAUAAAAAAGGAAUCGAUACAUCGUCCAGUGCAAAUGAUACCAAUAACAUAUACGCAAUUGCCGAUAAAUCAAAAUGGACACACAAAACACCAAUCAAUGGAAAUAUUUCAGUAAAUACAUCAGCACAUUCGAAUGGGUGGGCUGGCUUUCAUCAAACGAAGCCGUUUCUAGAUAACGCAUCAAACGGAUCUAAACUGUGGCUUAGCGACUCUAAUAAACCAUUUUACCGCUACAAUACCGAUCGAAAUCAUCACGAAGUGAACAAACACACGAAACAGCUGUCAGGUGAUCAUCGGAUACGGAUUACGGUAAAUGGUGGCGAUGAACACCGCAGCUCAUUCAGUGGUGAUCAAAAUCAAAAUUACAACGAAGAAAGUGAAUCGGGUGCAUCGGUUACGAUUGUUGAAAUAGAUGAUGUGCAACAAUCAAACGAUGACACAAACACACCGCACAUAAUCAAAAACACUCUGCAUGUGACACCACCGAGAUAUAUAAAUAGUUCGGUGAAACGGUAUAAUGAAAAACCAAUCGAUGUUCCCGAAGACUUUGAGCGAAAAGCGUACGAAUUUCGAAGAAACGAAUUGAGCCCAUUCGUUAGGAAUUUACAACCCAAUUCGCAGCGUCAACGGAAAAAUUCUCCGGCACCGCGAAUACCGAUCAAAACUCCAAAAGAAAAUACAACCGAAACUAUGGGCAACGGUUGUUCUAAAAAUGUUCGAAGACUGAAUAAAAAUACGGUAGCACCAAAUCAUGUCGCCAGCACUUCCACCACUCCAAUCAUUGCCCAUUAUGCCGAGCCAAUAAAAUUGCACAGCACUCACAGUUUGGCCAAUAAGUCCAUCAAUGAAGUCACACCAUCAACAUCAACAUCAACGUCAUCCAACCGAAGAGUUCAAAAUACAACACCGCGGCUCGAAUUAUACCAUACUCAUAUAGAAAAAACUGAUGCAAGGAAUACACAGAGCUCUUCCAAUUUUGAUUCGGAGGCAUUCAAUUUGGCCUCGUGCAUCGACACCAAGUCCAUAAUUUUUGAUAAAAGUGAAACCAAAGCGACAAAGCCAUUGUGUGUACGCAGUUCAAGUGUUGAUAGUUCUAGCAAUAAGUCCGUUCAAAGAAGUGAAGUGAAUAAGUUUACCGCACAUUUGCAUCGAUUGUUUCGAAGCAAUCAGAAUUUAGCAUCAUCACCAACGGCAAAUGCAACGGCCAAAAACGAGGCGAACGUUAGUUUUCCAAAAUUGUAUCGUCGUUUCAGUGGCAGUGUACAGUCAUUGUUUAAUAGCAAUUUGAAUAAUAAUCGAAAGCGAAAUUUAAGUGCCAGCGAUACAAAUUUGAAUCGUAUCAAUCGCUGCGCAAUGACUCAACAGCAGUUAAUUGAUAAUGAUUAUUGCCCGUCUGUGUUGUACAAUCGCAAAGCCCGAAAAUCAUACAGUGAGAAAAAUUUAGAAAAAACUCAAACAUUUUCACGGUGGAAAAAUCAACUUUGGCUUAAAUUUUCCCGCAAACGAACCGAUCCAAGCGUACCCAAAUCGAUUCAAGCGAUAGAUGGUGGGUUUUUUGAAAAGUUUGGUUCGCUAUUGCGUCAACGAUCGGAUACAGCCGAAGAUUUGCUUGUCAAUUCGCAUGCAAUACAAGCACCCGCUGACAAUCAUGCCACCGACUCAGUGUCAUUGCGUACAAUCGAGGAGCACGAAAAUGACAGUGGCACCGAAACAUUGCAGGACACAGACAGUGAACCCGAAGAUCAGCAUUCGAAACAAGAGGAACUUAUUAAAGAGCUCACCGGAUCAAAUACCGAGGAACUCUACGAAGAAAUCCUUUAUCAAAUACUACACAAUGUUGGAUGCGAAACAGAAAAUGAAACGUGCCAGAGUUCCCUGUUUGGGUACAUUCAAGAAGCCUUCAAGGUAACGAAUGCCCGUCACGAUGAAUUGUUAGGCGCAGCAGCCAUGAAGAAGCCACCAGAGAUGCGCUUGAAUGUCGAAGUGAUUGAAGCAAAAGAGCUAGAACCAAAGGAUCCCAAUGGAUUGUCCGAUCCAUUCGUCACAAUGUACAUUGGAUCGGCUCCAUCACAUCGAUAUAACACUUCGGUCAAAACGUGCACAUUGAAUCCUACAUGGGAAGAACACUUCUCACUGCCAUUGUUGAAUGGAACGGGUGAUGAGAGCUUAGUGAUUGAAGUGUGGGAUUUCGAUCCAGCUGAGACGCUCGGCGAGAAAAUGACCAAAUUCCUGGAUAUCAAAGGUGUUCGUGGUUUUCGUAAGUUGAUGAAAGAGAUUGCUGUAACAGCAUCAACGGGCAAACAUGACAACGAAUUGAUUGGAAGAUGUAGCAUUCCAUUGCGGACAAUUUCAACUUCGGGCUUGGUAAUGUGGUUCAAUUUGGACAAGAAAAAUAAGGCAAAACACCAAGGUUUGCUCAAGUUGCGGUUGUCAUUCAGUGCUGAGAAAAAUUGCAAGGUAGCCGUCAACGAGCAUAAGCAUUUAUUGCGUCUUCUUUUGUUGCACGAAUUGGAAUCGUCACGAGUGGCACCGUAUUGGUGGUCGGGAAAAUUCAGUGAACAAGGCGAAGCGGUGAUCGCACAACAUUCGGCUCAAAGUGGAAUCAGUGCAAAUACACGUGCCAUUGCGCAAUGGUCUGCAUACACAACGAUUCAUUCGAAUCAUGCAUUGUCCUUCAAGUUGUUUGAAGGUUUGUUGGAGAAACUAUUGCGAUUCCUGAACUCGCCGGAAACACAAUUGGAAGACAAGAAGCUAUUUUGGGAAGGAGUCAAGAAAUUACUUCCAUCCUGCUUCUCAGUCAUUCGAAACAUUCGUAAGAAAACGUCCACCGAUAAAAACUGCAUAAAGAUGCUCAACGAAGUCUUGAGCAUUCUUUCAAUCAUUGGCACACUUUCACCGCCAAAGGAUGCCGAUCUGUUUUCGAAAAAUAUUUACGGGUGGCUUAAUAAGUCAAACGUAAACAUGAAGUCGCUCGACAUUUACACCGUAGUGGAAGAAGCCAUCCGAUCCGGUGCUCAAGAUUACUUGUUCCAAAUCAACGAGAUUCGUGAUGUGAAUCAGGAUAAUGACGAAGAAAACCUGCAGAAUGUGAUCAAAGUUACGCAAUUGGUUCGGGCAGAUUUGCAACGAGGAUUGGAAUUCUACGACAAAUUAUUCAAAGACCGCGUCCAAUGCAACUACACAUCAAUUUGUUACAUUUACUACGAGAAGGAAUUAUCGGAGAGUUUCCAAAUGACGAUCGAACGAGCUUGUAAGCAUCUAAAGCGGAUAUCAAUGCCAGAUAAUCCAGGUGAACAGUUUGCUGAAAAUGACGAAGUCAACAUGGGCACCACUUUAUUCGAAGUGUAUUUGAUCUUGAAACGAUUUGCUGCUCUGAGCAGCGCCAUUUGCCCGGACACAACUGUGUUCCGAAUCAACGAUUAUCACAACUGGUUCACAAGUGGUGUGGCGCAUUGGUUGGACAUUUCAUUGUACAAAGCAUUGAAACGCAUCGAAAAGGCCAUCGAAUUGGAUAAAUUGACGCCAGUCGACGAUACCGUGAAAUACAGUUCAUCUGCUGUUGACACGCUCUCCAUAUUCUAUCAAAUCAAAAUAUUCUGGCAACAAUUGAAUUGGCCAGACGUUGAAGGAUGUUACACAUUCAUCGCAAAGAUUGUCGAUGACAUUUGCCGUUGUUGUGUUUUCUAUGCCGACACAAUGUCGUCGCGCGUCGAAGGCCUUGGCAAUAUUCAAGAUGUUUACGAUGGCAACAAAUUUGAAGUGACACCAGAGUGGUGUUUAGCCAUAAAUAACAUUGACUACAUACGCCAAAGUUUGGCACCAUUCAUCAAGGAGCUAAAAGUCGAAGAAAUCAUCACCAAGUUGGCGGAAUAUCGAAGCCAAGCUGAAGCACAACGAUGCGAGGAAACACUGAAAAAUGUCGUCGAAAAUGCCGUCGACACCGAAGAAAAUAAGAUUGUCCAAUUGAUUGAGAUCGUUGCCCGCAAAAUGAGUCCACCGAUGCGUAAAUUUUUAAUGGAAGGAGCGGAAAUAUUGCAUCAAGAUUCUAACUCAAUGGAUCGACUCAUGAUGUACCUCGAGGAUUCACUGAAAACACUCAACACCGAACUUAAUGAAGUCAAUUUUGAACGCAUUUUAGCCGCCAUUUGGGAAGAAUUAGCCAUCAUUCUACGGGAUUUAGUACAAACGAAUUUAGAUAAACGUCGACCGCCACAGUUUUUCAGUAAUCUACGCGAAAGCCUGCGCAUCAUGGUAAAGAGCUUUAAAUGUGGCGAUACUGCCAGCACAUGUGUCGAACGAGAAACGCUCGCCGAAACUGAAAAACUUUUGCAGUUGCACAGCUACGAAACCAGCGAUCUCAUCCAUCAGUAUUAUUAUGAACGGUAUAAAGAACAACAGGCCAUGGAAGAUGCAACAUUCGGUCAACUAACCGUUCGAUGCGGAUUCUCAGAUGAUAAUUGCAUUGAGAUCGAAAUAAUCAACGCCCGAAAUUUGGUGCCAAUCGCCAGUAAUGGAACGUGUGAUCCAUUUGUACGAAUCCAAUUCAGUCCGGAAGAGAAAUUCGGCGUCACAACGAAGUAUAAAACGAAUUUUCAGAACAAAACAUUAUUCCCACUUUUCGAUGAGAAGUUUGUGAUUCCAAUAAGCAACGAUCAGCGAUCGAUUGAAAAGGCUAUGAUUAUGUUCAGUGUGAAAGAUCGAGACUUGUUGGGUUUUUCGAAUCAAUACAUAGCUGAAUGUUUCUUGCCAUUCAACGAAAUAGCAAAUGAUCAGCGAGGUGAACAAGUUCACUUGAAAUUGAGCCGUCCAAAAACUUCAGAUUGUCCGCACAUAAAUGCACUGAAAUUGCGCGAAGGCGAUAAGCUGGCAAAAGAGUUUAUGAAAAAGUUGAAGCAAAAACUCUCAUCAUCAUAAAAUAC
This is a messenger RNA of Sitodiplosis mosellana (orange wheat blossom midge), 5733 nucleotides long. It is a transcript of the gene stac, whose product is annotated as protein unc-13 homolog 4B. The transcript is spliced from 14 exons. The record is from RefSeq and is a predicted model, not a curated record. Lineage: Eukaryota; Metazoa; Arthropoda; Insecta; Diptera; Cecidomyiidae. Bases 509 to 5728 code for a protein of 1739 amino acids.